UGGGCCUCGGGUGGAAAGGAAGGAAAGAAGGAAGUCGCAGUGAGAAGUUUGAACACGUUUGGAACAGCUGAAGGCGGCCAGCAGCAGCAGUAGUCCAGUCGGUGGACCAAGUCCUGUCCGGACUAUCUGUCAAGGCUCGCUCUUUCCUGGUUCCUUUCCGCUCCUCGCAGCAUGUCGUUCCUUCUCAUGAAAAAGAAGCGAUUCGAGUUUCGAGUGGAUUUCGACUUGGAGGAGUUGUCGUCAGUUCCUUUCGUCAAUGGCGUUUUGUUUUGCAAAGUUCGCCUCGUACAUGGUAACUUCGUCCAAGAGUCUUCUCGGGAGCCCGUCCAAGCCAACUGUGUGUGCUGGAGGAAGCGUUUCUCCUUCGUGUGUAAGAUGAGCGCCAAUCCGAGGACAGGUGUACUGGAUCCGUGUGUGUGUCGGGUGUCAGUGCGCAAGGAAUUAAAGGGUGGGAAAGCGUUUGCAAAGCUGGGCUUUGCGGAUUUAAACCUGUCUGAGUUUGCUGGGUCAGGCAGUACUACAAGAAGAUGCCUCCUGGAGGGAUACGAUACCAACAAAACGAGACAGGACAAUUCCAUUCUCAAGGUUGUCAUCACAACGCAGCUCAUGUCUGGAGACCCCUGUUUUAAAACCCCCUCAUCCAAAGCAAUGACAUUGGGUGUACCACAAGCUGAGUCUGAGUGUCUACUCGAGGAGCGAAAGGGGGGAGAUACGCACACAUCCCAUUCAGCAACAGGGACUCCAGUCACUGAGCAAAGGCUUACCAGUGGUCACACGAGAACAUCCAGCUACACCAGUCAACAGUCCAAAGUCUCAGGGUACAGCUCAAAUCAUUCGAGUUCACCAGACCUGAGCCAUCGAAGGAACUCAUCGGGAGGUUCCGCCUCAAUAGGCAUUGACAGCAUCCCAGAGCCCAGUGAGCAGCAGACGGACAGAACAGAUAAGGAGAGCCGGUCCUCUCCUCCAACCACCGCAAGCUGCAAUCACACUACGGAACACAACUCCGCAACUCCCAAGGCUUCAAGGCAUCCAGUCAAGCAGAACUCAAUGGAGAAUCAGCUGACGAGGGUAAACGCCACCAGGGUCGAUGCCGAUGACAUCAUCGACAAGCUCCUGCAGGGCCAGGAUUUCAGUCACAGUAUCUUGGACUCCAGUAUGGAGGAGGAAGGACUCAGCUUGUUUGUCGGUCCCGGAGGCAGCACAGCUUUGGGAACUCAGUACACUCGGGUCGCAUCGGGAGCAUUUGAGCAGGUGGUGAUUAAGCACUAAGCUUCUGGAAGCAUGGGACAGCGUGAUGGGUGCCAAAUUACACUGAUGCAUUCGGAAGACCUUGGAAGGGGCACCAGAAACCGCGCUCUCCACAUUCCACGAAGAGGGGCUUGUUGUACAAAAUACAGUCCAAAACACGAUAGGAAUUACCUACAGCAUCUGGACAGCAGGAAAGCCCUCUCAGGUCCAACAAGUGCAAUAGAAGGCCACCGUGUGCAGGGUUUCGGCUACUGAGCAAGCAUCAAUGAUCCUGGAAUCUAUGUACAUUUCAAGAAAAGGUUGUUAAUAUCAUGUAAACAAAAACUACCCAUGUUCCUUACAAUAUUUUUCUGUAUGUUUGUUAUUUCCAUCAUCUUUUGCACUUAUUACUAUUGUGAGUGUGUAGAUGACAUAGGAUAUCCCAGUGUAUGUAUAUACACUAUACUGUAUAUAUAGCUACAUAAGAUAUUUCACCAAAUAUUUGUCUUUAUUGUUAUGAGUGUGCUGUCACUAAAUACUGCAAAGCCUACUUUUGGAUAUGAUCAGUGAAUAGGUUAAGACACGGUACUCUGUUCUAUAGACUAGGGAGAAGAGCGUAUUACAGGUGAAUUUAUUUUUCUCCUAACAAUGCCGUUGGAAAUUUUAUUCCAAACUCAUCUGAGUAGACCUAUUAUGCACAGCUUAAAUGAGUGGACCACAAGAUUUGUAAAAUUUUUGGUUGUGCUUUCAUAAUUUGUGUCAGUACAGUUACUUUUUAAUUAAUUAAAUAUGUUUAAACCCAAAGACACUUUAAAUACACGUUCUUUCAAAUAGUGUAAAUUGUUUUAAUUAUUUUUUUUUAAGCCUGCGCACGCGUUUUAUGGGUAAAUAGAGUAAAAGCAAAACUAAAUGCGGUAAAUGUAUUGCUGUAAAUAAAGUAGAUGUGGAUUG
Molecule: messenger RNA, 2178 nt
Organism: Syngnathoides biaculeatus (alligator pipefish)
Lineage: Eukaryota; Metazoa; Chordata; Actinopteri; Syngnathiformes; Syngnathidae
Product: EEIG family member 2-like
Exons: 11
Coding region: 172-1269 (365 amino acids)
Source: RefSeq, a predicted model, not a curated record